Molecule: messenger RNA, 1130 nt
Organism: Podospora pseudopauciseta
Lineage: Eukaryota; Fungi; Ascomycota; Sordariomycetes; Sordariales; Podosporaceae
Exons: 2
Coding region: 58-1002 (314 amino acids)
Source: RefSeq, a predicted model, not a curated record
UCCUUUUUGUGUAACUGUAGUUUUCUAUGCUCAAUCUGAUACACGCUCAUCAUCAUCAUGACGAUUUACAAAGAUAAAUACUCCAGGAAGUUCCGUGCAAGAUAUUCUGGAAGAUCAUGUCUCCAGCAUCCAACCAAGACACUUUCUUCCCCAACUCAAUCGAAAAGUCCACACCUGAAAACACCCAUCACGAUGCACAUCCAGAAUCUCAUCUCCUCCUCCUUUCUUCUGCUCCUUUCCUUCCCUAUCUCCACGACCGCAACAACACCACGCCCCCCCUAUCCCAACCGCACCCUAGUCGGCAUAACCAUGAUCGACACCCCCAUCGUCCGCGACGCCCAAGCCUACGCCCGACGCUACUGCUCCGACUCAACCUACAACCACAUCAUGCGCUCCUGGCUCCUCGGCCUCCUCCACCUCUCCCACGACCCCGCCCUCGCUUCCAAAAUCGACCUCGAAGUCCACGCCCUCGGCCUGAUCCUCCACGAUCUGGCAACCAACCACUCCCUCUCCGCCCCCUUCGUCACCCCCAACCGGCGCUUCGAAGUUGAUUCUGCCAUUGCAGCAGCAGAUUUCAUCCGUUCACACCCCGACGGGAAAAAAUGGCCGGGGUGGCGGGUUCAGAGGGUGUGGGAUGGGAUUGCGUUGCAUGCCGAGCCCGGGUUGGCGUUGUAUAAAGAGGCGGAUGUUUUUGCGAUAUAUUGGGGUAAUGAAUUGGAAUUCUCGUGGGAGAGGCCCGGGGGAGAGAGGAAGGGGGUGACGGCUGAGGAGAGGGAGAGGGUGUUGCAGGAGUUUCCCAGGCCGACGUUGGAGGAGGGGGGGAGGGGGAAUGUGUUUGCUUUUGUGGCUUGGUAUUGUAAAUACAAACCGGAGAGCACUUAUAAUACUUGGAUGCAGCCGUUUGGGGAGCUGCUGGUGCCGGGUUAUUCGGCGGUGGGACAUCGGGUUAUUGAUGGGAGUUUGGCUGCUGUUGGGUUGAAUAUGAGUGAGAUUCUCAAGUGAUGUGUGACAACGAACGGACACAGUGGCGGCUGCUUGGUGAUUAUUGUUGUUGAUAUUAUCUUGACUCUUGUUAUUGCUCUCGUUUGGUCGUUUCAUAGCACAGGUAGUCAACUAAAAUUCAUGACCUC